UCAGUCGCUUGGCGUCCUCAAGUUCAGCGAGUAGUCCCGCCUCCUCCUUCCUCUGCCCAAUGGAGCGCGCACAUGCGCAAGAUGCUGCACUCUUAUUGGGGGACGAAUCUGUUACUCAACGCUAAGUACCGCCCAGAUGCCUGCAACUUCGAGCGUCCGUCUCCGAGGAAACCGCCUCGCCCCGCCACAUUGACCGUUGAUUGGACAGACAUCGCGGUAGGGGGCGGAGUCGUGGUCAGGACGCAUCGCGAAUGGCAGAGAGACUUGUCAGUCAAGAGCUGGGCGGGACGCGGGUCUGGCGGCCGCGUUCGAACCGCAGAGCCGGGACCCGCGAGCAGCAUGGAGCGGCUGGGUCGGAGCGCGGCGCGCGCGGGGGCCGCCCCAGAAGUUGAUGAUGAAAGGGAAGCAGAUGCCCAUGAUCCCUGUUGCUCUUUUGAGAUGAAGCAGCUCUUUGGAGAGUUCCAUAUGUUGUAUCAAGAGCGCCUGCGUCAACUCGAAAUCAUGGAUGAUACACAGGAGGAGGUUCUCAGAAUGAAGGUGAGGCUUCUCCAGUCCUACGUAAUGGACCUGAGUGACCAGAAUAGUGUCUUAGUUCAGACGAUGGAAGAGCUGGAGAGAGAGUCUGAGUGGAAGGUGGCUACACUAGAGGCAGAGCUUCAGCGCCCAUUCCUGGCUCAGCGCCCGGUGCCAACAGAACACCUUUCAGGAUCCACAGCAGCGCAGAUAACUGUCACUCCACCACAGCAAAUGAUGGAGCAAGAAGAACUGAGAGUUCAACUGGCAUCUAAAGAGCAGCUUAUUCAUCAGUUAAAUGUCCAUCUGAGGGAGGCAAAUCACAGCCAGGAAAAGUCAAAAGCAGAGGUUCUGGAGAAGGAAGCUAAAAUUCGGGAGCUGCAGGAGAUAAUCACAGACCUUCACCAUGAAAUUUCCCUGAAGGAUUUGGAGGCAGUCAAUCAACUGGAGGAGAAUCACCUGCUGGAGACCACAGUGCAAUCCCUCAGGCAGAUGCUGGAUGCUCAAGAGCAGAGGAUCUAUCAACUGCAGACCAAGCAGACGGAGAGGCAGGCAGAACUGGAGCAGAAAUGCAGCCGGAUCCAGCAGCUCGAACAAGACCUGGAGGCCAGCGGCAGGCUACAGGAGGAAUCCCAGAGGCAGCUUGAGGAGUGUAAUGCACGUCUGGUCCAGGUAGCAGGAGAGAAUGAGGCUCUACGAGGCCAUCGGCUUGAGCAGAUGUUAGAGAUUGAGAAACUGAUGUCCAGGCUGAGGACCUGGGAAAAAGCCAGUGGGAGUCUUUCCUGUGAGAUGCCAGCACACCAGUGGGAGGAGCAGGCAGAGCUGCAGCAGAGACUUGCUGAUGUUCAGGAUGAGCUGCGGAAAAAAGAGACAGCAGUGCACAGGCUCCAGGCCGAGCUGCGGGAUGCUAACCUGCUGGCACAAGAAACAAAGAAUCAGCUUGCUGAGGUGGAGGUGGUCACCAUGAGGAGCAAAUAUAGCAUGGCACAGAAAGAGAUAUUUCCUCUUUAGCAAGAGAGUGACCUGCACUGCUCCCCUGUUCUGUGCAUACAGCACUGCUAAUAGCACCAGCUGCUCCAUGCUCCCAUGCUCCCUUCUAUCUGUGUCCACAUACACGCUGUACUUGGAGAAGUGAGCUGUUGUGGGUGGAGAAGUGAUCCUGAAGAUCAGACUGUAGCCCAGAAAUCCGACCAUGAUCUGCAGCCAGUGCAGCUACCUCCCUUCCCCUCUGUUCCAGCUUCACCUAAGGUGAAGUGACUGUCACCUUUCGCUUUGCAGUUGGAAUCAAACACAUGAGCUUUUCCACUCCGCUCCCCUAUUAAAAGUUACUAAUGGGUGUCUUGA
Mauremys reevesii (Reeves's turtle) is the source of this 1857-nucleotide messenger RNA. Its product is annotated as mitotic spindle assembly checkpoint protein MAD1-like. Lineage: Eukaryota; Metazoa; Chordata; Testudines; Geoemydidae. The transcript has 11 exons. Gene Ontology annotation, biological process: spermatogenesis. Bases 73 to 1524 code for a protein of 483 amino acids. The record is from RefSeq and is a predicted model, not a curated record.